Messenger RNA from Penicillium cataractarum, 927 nucleotides. Its product is annotated as MBL fold metallo-hydrolase. The record is from RefSeq and is a predicted model, not a curated record. NCBI's taxonomy places the organism in Eukaryota, Fungi, Ascomycota, Eurotiomycetes, Eurotiales, Aspergillaceae. The transcript has 4 exons. The coding region runs from base 1 to 927 and encodes 308 amino acids.
AUGUCAGAUUCCAAAAUCAACCUACCAGUCACAGAUGCAUUCGUUCAUGUCCAGCUCCUCAACGGAGGAAGCAUGACUGCAGAAUGCCAUAAGAUUCACGCGGAUGAGCCAGCAGACAAAUUCCGGCUAUAUAAUUGGGCUUUUUAUAUCCAUCAUCCACUCUUUCAGCGACGCAUCAUCUGGGACUUGGGGUUAACAUCGUGUACUGGUCGGAAGGCUCUGGACGAUUAUCCACCGGCUAUUGCAAAUGGGGCACUAAAAGAAGCUCAAUUCGAGGCUCCUCAUGAAUCAAUUCCGGACCAAAUCAAACGCAGAAACGGAGUCACAGCGGGUGAAAUCGACGCCAUCAUUUUCAGCCAUGCCCAUUUCGAUCACUGCCGGCCGACCCGUCGGACGUUCCCAAAUGGAAUAGCUUUUUUUGGCCCCGGCACGUCGGAGUAUUGUAGUCCAGGUCACCUAGCGGACCCAUCCUCGAUCUGGGAUGGACGAUUCUUCGAUCCGGAACAGGCAACGGAGCGCUGGGAGACGCUACAAGGCCCCUGGGUGCCCUUUGGACCGUUCACCCACGCUAUGGACUUCUUCAAAGAUGGGAGUUUUUGGAUCAUUCAAGCCCCCGGCCACAUGCCGGGUAACCUGUGUGCCUGCGCCAGGCUUGAAAUGGGUGAAUGCGCACUGUUUGAUGGAACUAAGGAGUUUGGGACUUUCAAACUCCCUGACGGAUCUACGUUCUGUCUCCACACGGAUGUCUCUGCUGCGAAGGACACCCUGGCACGAAUGAGGGUAAUGGAGAGCUUGGGGAGUCACAUUGCACUUGCCCAUGACACUACUUGGAUGGAGAAGGAAACUGACCAAGUUUUGAUAUCGUUACUAGACGAAGCAUUCCUAAGGGACAUGCGUGUCGCGUUGAGGCAGCAAGCACCCUUCUAG